Molecule: messenger RNA, 1300 nt
Organism: Dimorphilus gyrociliatus
Lineage: Eukaryota; Metazoa; Annelida; Polychaeta; Dinophilidae
Source: the annotation of a GenBank genome assembly
AAUGUCCAGAACUUUAGUAGAAGCAAUAAACGAAAGAUAUUGCGAUGACUACGAAUCUAACUUGGUACAGUUUGUAACUUAUCCCAAAGUAGACGAGAGAAAUGAAGCUAAAUUACCCAAAUUAACUACAAUCGGUCUUCAUUCCAAAAGUAUAUGUACAAUUUAUAAGGAUUCUCUGGACCUGCUUAGUCUGUGUCCCAAUGUUCAAAGCAUGGAUUUGUCUGAAAACCAAUUAUCGGAGUGGUCACAAAUCUUCGAUAUGUUGGAACAAUUGCCAAAGCUUGAGUUUUUGAAUCUUAGUGGAAAUCCUCUUGAAGAGGCUAAGCUUGAGCGAAAAGACGAGCAACUGUUGCAAUAUAAGAACUUAACAUCAUUAGCUUUGAAUCGAACUAAGUUUAAUUGGGAUAAAGUUUCAUUACUUUUUGAAUUCUUUCCAUCGCUGGCAGAACUACAUUUAUGCUCAAAUGGUUAUUCUACUUUAAGUAGUCUAGACGAAAAAAAUACUUCCUGUCUUAAAACUCUCUGGUUGUAUGAUAAUUCAAUUUCUGACUGGAAAGAAGUUUGGAAAUUGAACAACCUCCAGAUAGAUUUUUUACUGAUCUCAAACAAUCCAAUUACGUCCGUCGUCUGGCUUGAAGAUGCACAAGAUGAGCAAAAUCAAAAAGAAGAAAGAAAGAAAUUCAAUUUUCUUGAAUCUAUAAACCUAAAUUCAUUAGCCAUUGCAAAUUGGGAAGAUCUUGAAGGAUUACAAUAUUAUCCAGCUCUACGGAGGAUAGCAUUUAAAAAUAACCCAAUACUUGACGAGAUGACAGAACAAUGUCAGAGAAAUCUUCUUAUAGCAAUGAUACCAAAUAUUGAUACUCUAAAUCGUAGCACUAUCUCUUCAGAAGAAAGAAAAAAUGCUGAAUUGUAUUUUCUUUCAUAUUUUUAUGAUAAAUCUGUAAAACCAAAUCGUUAUUUCGAAUUAUUGAAAGUAUAUGGAGAACAGCCUCCAAAAGAGAAAGAUGUGGUGGAUCUAAAAAAGAAUUACUGCACAAACGCUAAUUUAAAGUUCUUUUGUGGUGGAAAACUUAAGCAUACAAGUUCAUUUUCUGUAGCUAAACCCCUUGGUAAGCUCAGAAUUUAUGUCUCGAACAAUAUUCUUAACGUUCCAAUUAAGCGAGUUCGAAUGUUUCAUGCUGUUAAAAGUACGAAUGGUCAGGUAGAGUUAGAGGAAUUAAGCUCAAAAACUGAUUCAUUACCAAUGAGUAGAUUUGAUUUACUAGACGGUGAUGAGAUACAUUUAGACGUAAUUCAAUAA